GGGCGGCGGCCGUUGGCGGCCGGGCCGGCGGUGCCGCCGCUUCCUGCGCCGCCGCCGCCGCGUCCGCGGGGCCGCCACACGGCCUGCCCCCCCCACCACUGCCGCCCCCCACUGCCGCCGCAGGGAUGUCGCCCGCCAUCGCGGCCAAGGAGGGCGGCCGGCAGCGCCGGGCCGGGAGCCACCAGCACUGCCUGGACGUGAGGAGCGAGGCGCUGUGCGGGGCCGGGCUGCCGGGCGGCGAGGCCGAGCCGCUGCUGCUGGUACCGGCGUCGGAGCCGAGCUCGAGGGGGUGCCGCGCGGAGUUGGGCAGCAUCCUGCUGCUGCUGGUGCUGUACGUACUGCAGGGUAUCCCGCUGGGGCUGGCGGGCAGCGUCCCCCUCAUCCUGCAGAGCAAGAACGCGAGCUACACCGAGCAGGCCUUCUUCAGCUUCGUGUUCUGGCCCUUCAGCCUCAAGCUGCUCUGGGCCCCCUUGGUGGACGCCGUCUACCUGCGGGGCUUCGGCCGCCGUAAGUCCUGGCUGGUGCCCACGCAAUACAUCCUGGGGUUCUUCAUGAUCUACAUGUCCACCCAGGUGGAUGCACUCCUGGGCGACGGGAAGGGUCGCAGCCCCGACGUGGUGGCCCUCACUGUGACUUUCUUCCUCUUCGAGUUCUUGGCGGCGACACAGGACAUUGCGGUGGACGGCUGGGCCCUGACCAUGUUAUCCAGGGAGAACGUGGGCUACGCCUCCACCUGCAACUCCGUGGGCCAGACUGCCGGCUACUUCCUGGGCAACGUCCUUUUUCUGGCCUUGGAAUCGGCCUCCUUCUGCAACAAGUACCUGCGGUUCCAGCCUCAGCCCCAAGGGAUUGUUACCCUCUCAGAUUUCCUGUUUUUCUGGGGAGCUGUCUUUCUAGUUACCACUACACUGGUUGCCCUUUUGAAAAAGGAGAACAAGGAGCUAACACCAACAAAAGAAGAAACAAAAGGCAUCACAGAUACAUACAAGCUACUAUUCUCAAUAAUCAAGAUGCCGGCAGUUCUCACUUUCUGUCUCUUGAUUCUCACAGCAAAAGUUGGAUUUUCAGCAGCAGAUGCUGUAACAGGACUCAAAUUGGUGGAAGAGGGAGUCCCAAAAGAGCACUUAGCUCUGUUAGCAGUUCCAAUGGUUCCUUUACAGAUAAUACUGCCUCUGAUUAUCAGCAAAUACACGGCAGGCCCCCAGCCACUGAACACGUUUUACAAAGCUAUGCCUUUUAGAUUACUGCUUGGGCUGCAAUUUGCUUUUCUGGUAUGGUGGACUCCUAAAGUGAAACACGAAGGAGGAUUUCCUGUCUACUACUACGCUGUAGUAUUGUUGAGUUAUGCUUUACAUCAGAUCACGCUGUAUAGCAUGUAUGUUGCAAUAAUGGCUUUCAACGCCAAAGUCAGCGAUCCGCUGAUUGGAGGGACCUACAUGACGCUCCUCAAUACUGUGUCCAACCUGGGAGGGAACUGGCCUUCCACCGUGGCGCUCUGGCUCGUGGACCCACUCACAGUGAAGGAGUGUGCAGGAGCCCAGGAACAGACCUGUGGGACUGCAGUUGCUGCAGAACUCUGCACAAAAGCUGGUGGUUCCUGUGUUAUUACCUUGGAUGGUUACUACGUGGAAUCGAUCAUCUGUGUCAUUCUGGGAUUUGGCUGGUGGUUUUUACUUGGGCCCAAAUUUAAAAAGCUGCAGGAUGAAGGACAGUCUUCCUGGAAGUGCAAGAGGACCAAUUGAUGUAGCUUCAAUAUUGGAUGGACUAACAAGGUCAUUUUAGUUUUCUUACAAAGACAUCUCCAUAAUCAAUAAACAGGAAUACAGGUAUUUUUAAAUGCCACGUCACUGAAGGAAUGGGAGGCUGACAUGGUGGUAUGUUCAUAUGUGGUACCACUUGCCCUCCCAAGAUGAAAAUGUAAGUUCAGAAAGUAAUUGUUAGAAAACAGCACCCCUACACUACAUCUGCUCGAGCUCCAGCUUUGGAGCCGUGGCUGCCAGUACAACCGAUGCCCCUGUUUCCAUACACUCAGUACGGAAAAGCGAAUCGUGCCAUGUCUGUCUAAACAGCAGCAUUGUCAGCUAAGUUCCAACUCUCUGUUUCAGACGGAAUUGAUCUGACACGGGGAGUUGCCCCGGGCAAGGAUAUCAAGGACGUUUGACUUGUAGGUUAAGUGUGUUGUACUAUGGAAUUCAUUGUGGGAAGACAAAUGUGAAGUGUCUGUGCGCUUUCAUUCUUCUCACUUUCUGAACUGUAACCACACCUCAAAGGAUGAAACGUUUCAGAGAUUCUUUUAAAUGUAUUUUCUGGCUUUUAUAAGCUUUAAAGAUUUAUAAGAAAAUAUUUUUGUAAACAAAUUACAUUUGUUUAAUUUAUUUCCGCUAUUGCAAAGCAUUUUGAUUUACAUUCAAGAUACUUUCUUGACAAAAAAAUUGCUGUCAGGUAGGACUUGAGUAACGCACAAUACUCUAAGCCUUGAGUCUUGAAGAUGUAAACUGGGCAGUGUAGCAGCUAGCGCACACAGACCGGCUUCAAAAGGGCCUUCAGAAGGCAGUUGUUACUCUGCGUGAAUGAAUUGAUAGUGUUGGUUGUCACUAAAAUUCAAACAUUCACAUUCAAAAUCAGUGGAAAUAAAAUGUGACCGCUCCCAACUAGGGGUAAGGAAAGAUGAUCAGUGCCUUCAAAAUUGAUCUGGUGGUGACAAACUUAGCGAACUCCUGAUGAGCUGGUGUGUGACUGGCUGUCACUUAGCACCAAACAAGUGAAGUCCUGUGAUAGAGCUGCUACAGAGCCUUAUUGUUGAUGCCACGUGGUGAAACGUUCCCGUUGCGUUUAUC
Cuculus canorus (common cuckoo) is the source of this 2837-nucleotide messenger RNA. It is a transcript of the gene SLC33A1, whose product is annotated as solute carrier family 33 member 1. The coding region runs from base 126 to 1742 and encodes 538 amino acids. Gene Ontology annotation, molecular function: acetyl-CoA transmembrane transporter activity. The record is from RefSeq and is a predicted model, not a curated record. The transcript is spliced from 6 exons. NCBI's taxonomy places the organism in Eukaryota, Metazoa, Chordata, Aves, Cuculiformes, Cuculidae. Gene Ontology annotation, cellular component: membrane.